This is a messenger RNA of Drosophila grimshawi, 1720 nucleotides long. It is a transcript of the gene usp, whose product is annotated as protein ultraspiracle. The transcript is spliced from 2 exons. The record is from RefSeq and is a predicted model, not a curated record. Lineage: Eukaryota; Metazoa; Arthropoda; Insecta; Diptera; Drosophilidae. Gene Ontology annotation, molecular function: nuclear steroid receptor activity; nuclear receptor activity; zinc ion binding. The coding region runs from base 50 to 1558 and encodes 502 amino acids. Gene Ontology annotation, cellular component: nucleus; activator ecdysone receptor complex. Gene Ontology annotation, biological process: anatomical structure development; positive regulation of transcription by RNA polymerase II; cell differentiation.
UAUAUACAGCAAGAAGAAGAGGACACAGCAACAAUAAAAAAAAAAGAAGAUGGACAAUUGCGAGCAAGAUGCAAAUUUUCGUUUGGGCCAAAUCAAGGAGGAGGUCAAGCCGGACAUUUCACAGUUGAAUGACAGCAAUAAUAGCAGUUUCUCGCCCAAGGCCGAGAGUCCAGUGCCCUUUCUGCAGGCCAUGAAUAUGGUAAAUCAACAACAGCAGCAGCAGCAACAACAACAGCAGCAGCAACAGCAGCAACAACAACAGCAGCAACAACAACAACAAUAUCCGCCAAAUCAUCCGCUGAGCGGCUCAAAGCAUUUGUGCUCCAUCUGUGGAGAUCGGGCGAGUGGCAAACACUAUGGCGUCUAUAGUUGUGAGGGCUGCAAGGGCUUCUUCAAGCGAACGGUGCGCAAGGAUCUCACAUAUGCGUGCCGCGAGAAUCGCAACUGCAUCAUUGACAAACGUCAGCGGAAUCGCUGUCAAUAUUGUCGCUACCAGAAGUGCCUGUCGUGCGGCAUGAAACGGGAGGCGGUGCAGGAGGAGCGACAGCGUGGUGCUCGCAACACAGCCGGACGUCCGAAUGCUGGCGGAACGGCUGGUGGUCCCGGUGGUGGUGGUAUUGGCGGUGCUGGUGGUGGUGCGGGUGGCAAUAAUACGGCCGCCGGUGGCGGCAAUAACACUGGCAGCGGUGGUGCCGGUGGCGGUGGCGCCAAUAGCUCAUCGGAUGAUUAUAUGCCGAGCAGCAUAUCCCGCGACUUCACCAUCGAGCGCCUGCUCGACGCAGAACAGCGUGCGGAGGCGAAUAGCGGCGAUCGGGCGUUAUCCUUUCUGCGUGUUGGCCCCAAUUCCACGGUGCAGCCGGAUUACAAAGGAGCCGUCUCCGCCUUGUGCAUGGUGGUCAACAAGCAGCUCUAUCAGAUGGUGGAAUAUGCACGUCUCAUGCCACAUUUUUCCAAGCUGCCGUUGGACGAUCAGGUCAUACUGCUGAAGGCCGCUUGGAAUGAGCUGUUGAUUGCGAAUGUUGCCUGGUGCAGCAUUGAAUCGCUGGAUGAAUCCUUGACCGGUUUGGGGCAUGGCGAUAGCGCCUUUGAUCGGCGUUCGCCGGUGCUGCAGCCGCAGCAGCUGUUCCUCAAUCAGAGUUUCUCGUAUCAUCGGAAUAGCGCCAUUAAGGCGGGCGUUCACGCCAUCUUCGAUCGCAUCCUGUCCGAGCUGAGUGUGAAGAUGAAACGCCUGAAUCUCGAUCGGCGCGAAUUGGCAUGCCUCAAGGCGAUCAUUCUAUACAAUCCGGAUAUACGCGGCAUUAAGAAUCGGUCCGACGUCGAAUUGUGCCGCGAGAAGGUGUACGCUUGUCUGGACGAGCAUUGUCGACUGGAGCAUCCCGGGGAUGAUGGACGAUUUGCGCAGCUGCUGCUGCGUCUGCCGGCGCUGCGUUCAAUCAGUUUGAAGUGCUUGGAUCACCUGUUCUUCUUUCGCAUCAUCUGCGAUAAGCCGCUAGAGGAGCUGUUUGGCGAGCAGCUGGAAGGCCAACCACCGCCGGGUAUCCAGCUGCAGCCGGAAUGAAGAGUUGCCAUCGAUUCCAAAUCGAUGUGUGUCUCUCUGGUGCGCAGCGUUAUCGAUCUAUCUAUAGUGGUAGCUAUCUCAUCGUUAUCGUUAGCAUAUAUCGAGCUAGUGUAGCUCUAUUAUCGUUAGCAUAUACAUAUACAUAUAUAUAUAUAUAUGUAU